Messenger RNA from Triplophysa dalaica, 2364 nucleotides. Its product is annotated as tripartite motif-containing protein 16-like. The record is from RefSeq and is a predicted model, not a curated record. Bases 52 to 1749 code for a protein of 565 amino acids. Lineage: Eukaryota; Metazoa; Chordata; Actinopteri; Cypriniformes; Nemacheilidae. Gene Ontology annotation, molecular function: protein binding; zinc ion binding. The transcript is spliced from 6 exons.
CGAAACUAACCAGUCGUUGAUCUGGGCGCUGUGUAAUGGUACAUAAUAAAUAUGGCAGAAGCCAAUGUAGCUUUAGCUCAGGAUCAGUUUUGUUGUUCAAUCUGUCUGGAUCUACUGAAGGAUGCAGUGACUAUUCCCUGUGGACACAGUUACUGUAUGAGCUGUAUUACAGACUGCUGGGAUCAGGAUGAUCAGAAGAGAGUCUACAGCUGCCCUCAGUGCAGACAGACUUUCACUCCAAGACCUGUUUUAGGUAAAAACACAAUGCUGGCUGAAGUGGUGGAGAAACUCAAGAACACUAAACUACAAGCUGCUCGUCCUGAUCUCUGUUAUGCUGAACCUGGAGAUGUGGAGUGUGACGUAUGUACUGAGAGAAAACACAAAGCUGUCAAAUCCUGUCUGGUGUGUCUCAGCUCUUACUGUCAAAAUCAUCUCGAACAACAUGAGAAUUUAUUCAAAGGCAAGAAGCACAAGCUGAUAGAACCCACAGGGCGACUUCAGGAGAUGAUCUGCCCUCAACACGAGAAACUUUUAGAGAUUUACUGUCGUACUGAUCAGCAUUGUAUAUGUCUUCUGUGUAUGGUGGGCAAGCACAAAAAACACAAUACAGUAUCAACUGAAGAAGAGCGGACUAAGAAACAGAAACAAUUGACGGAGACACAAAGACAAUACCAGCAGAGAAUCCAGGAGAGACAGAAGGAGCUUCAGGAGUUGAGAGAGGCUGUGGAGACUCAUAAGCGCUCUGCUCUGGCAGCAGUGAAGGGCAAUGAGACGAUCUUUACUGAACUGAUCCACUACAUUGAGAAAAGUCGCUCUGAGGUGAUAAAGCUGAUCAGAGAUCAGGAAAAGUCUGCAGUGAGUCGAGCUGAAGAACUCUUGAAGCAUCUGGAGCAGGAGAUUGAUGAUCUGAAGAGGAGAGACACUGAGCUGGAGCAGCUUUCACACACAGAUGAUCACAUUCAUUUCCUCCAGAGUUUCCAGUCCAUCUGUGUUCCUCCUGGAUCUACAGACUCACUCAACAUCACUUCAGUCAGUUCUCUCCUCUCUUUUGAUGAUGUAGGAAAAUCCAUGUCUCUUCUGAAAGAGAAUCUGGAGAAUUUCUGCAGAGAAAAGAUAGAAAAUCUAUCUGUUAAAGUGAAACACAAAGAGAUAUUCAGGUACGAACCAAAGACCAGAAAGGAUUUCCUCCAAUACUCCCACCAGCUGACAAUGGAUCCAAACACACCACAUAAACACCUCUGUCUGUCUAAUGGGAACACAAUUAUUAUUCACACUGGGAUAGACCAGUCGUAUCCUGAUCAUCCAGACAGAUUUGAUGGUACAGCUCAAGUGUUGAGUAGAGAGAGUGUGAGUGGACGAAGUUACUGGGAGUUUGAGUGGAGUAGUAAUGUUGGUAUAUCAGUGUCAUAUAAGAGCAUCAGCAGGAAAGGAACGGAUAAUAAUUGUAGGUUUGGACAUAAUGUUCAGUCCUGGUGUUUAUACUGCUCUGAAUAUAGCUACUCAUUCUAUCACAAUCAUAAAAACACUCAACUCUGUGUAGUGCCCGGAUGUUCCAGAAUAGGGAUGUAUGUUGAUCACAGUGCAGGAAUUCUGUCGUUCUACAGUGUCUCUGACACAAUGACUCUCAUACACAGUGUCCAGACCAAAUUCACUCAGCCUCUCUAUCCUGGGCUUUGGGUUCAUGGAUCAGUUUUGGAUAAAAUCGUAUCAAGAGUAAAAUUGUGUGAUGUAACAAAUAUUGCUACAUAAAAAUCUAAUUUUUAAAAGUGAUAUAGUUGUCACAGGGUCUCAACAAUAAAUGACUUUCUAAUUUGCAUAUUUCAAUUUAUAGAGACAGUCCCCAGGAAAUUAUGACAGGUUUUGGAUUCCCAGUCAACAGGUUUAAACUUGGAAUUAUAAACCCAAAUCUUUAACUAGGCUAUACAAGCCCUUAAUGAAACAUGUCCGAUAUGAUUUAACAUCUUCAAUUUAGAUUAAUCAAAUGAUUGAUGACAUAUUCGAUUGAAAUCAAAAGGUAUGUAUAAAAAAUGUUUGACACUAAAAAUAUCAUGUGUGAACAUUUUGGUACAAAAUUGUGUUUGGGUGAUUGUGUUAUAUGUGAAUAGGCUUGUUUCCUCGUAAAAAAUAUAUGAAUUAUGUUGCAGUUUGAUGCAGGUCAUAUAAUUCCCACAUGACUGUCACUAGUAAUGAAACUUGCUUCACAUUAAAAAGAAAAUGUUAUGGAGACCUUAUAGUAAUAGAAUAGAAAAUAUAGUAAUUGUACAGAUAAUAUUGCCAUACAACAAGUUUGAGCAUCCAAUAUAAUUAAACAAUUUAAAUAAAGUGUUUAUAAAUUGUAAAUAAAAUGAGAAAAACCUACCUGAA